CAAAACAAAGUGUCAAAGGGUUUCUGUCAUUGUCAAAAUCAUACGGUUUUAUUUAUUGUUGUUAUUGUGUAAAAAUGUACAAAAUUUUAAUUUAAAACUAAACUGAUAUUUUAAUAAAACGAUGGUAUGUUACUGCUGUGUCCAAGGUUGCGGUAACAACAGCAAUGUAAAGAAGAAAGAUCCAAAUUCUGUGAUAUCAUUUCAUGCAUUUCCUUCAAAUCAAGAGCUAAAGACGAAAUGGUUGAAAGCUAUAGGACGACCAAACUGGACGCCUGCCAAUCACGCGCGCAUUUGCAGUGCACAUUUUAAGUAUGAACAAAUUAAUUACGAUGGCUGCAGAAUAAGGAUCAAAGAUGAUGCUGUUCCUGUUAAUUUAUUACCUCCUAACUCCAAUUUUGAGGCAUCAAAUGUGGAAGCAUGCAGGAUUUGUUUGGCCACAGAUAUCGAGCUAUGCAGUCUGCAAGAUCCACAACUUGGAGCCUGUAUGGAAACUAUUGCUGGAGUGAAUCAAAAUGCAAUGUGUUUGGAGGGACUACCACAAUAUGUCUGCUACACAUGUGCACCCAUCCUAAUGAAAUGUCAUAAGCUCAUUGAGAAAUGUAUGUUUUCUCAAACUAUACUGCUGGAUAUAUUCGUUAAGAAUGGACAGAUCACAAAAUCUCUAAUAGAAAAACAAAACAAAAUAACAAAUUCAGACUCCGUAUUAGCAACUACAGAAGAAUUAAGUAAUUAUUUAGUGAAAUGUGACGACGUCAACUCUGCACCGUUCCCUACAAACUCUUGCGAUAUGUAUUUUAAGAGUGAAAAUAAUACUCAUAUAGAUUCCAAAAGUUAUACUGUCCUAGGUACGGAUUGUAAAGUUGAAAUUUAUGGGGUGGAUUUUUGUGCAAAUUAUGACUUAGAAGAGGAUAGAACAAGCUCUGUUGUGUCAAGUCCGAAGGUGGAUGUGGUUGAGGAGGUUUGUAUUCUUGAUGAAAAAUUGAAAUCUAAGAAAUGUACUAAGAACGAAGUGACAGCAAAAAGAAUCAAAGGACUUACACUAGAUGAAACUAAUAUGCUGAAAUAUUUCGAUAUCGUCCAAUUAUCGUUGCCAGAACAAAUAGAGGAAUGGCAGAAGAGUGUCAUCCGCCGUACGCUAAAUAGUCAAACAGAGUAUCAAUGUAAGAUAUGUUACAAAACAUUUGCGAGCACCCACUCUUACCAACAUCACAUCAAGUAUCAUGAUCCGAGUUUGGGCCAAGAUGAAUGUCCAGUGUGCAAGCUUCGCUUUAAAAGUGCAACGUUGGUGGCCGCGCACAGGAAACGAGCGCACAGCAAGAAGUUCUUCUGUAAAAUGUGUCCCAAGUCUUUUAAUAAUGUUAAUGUUGCCAAAAAGCACAGUCGUUGGCACUCCGGCUACCAGUACCGAUGUCCGUGCUGUGCGUUCACGUCCAUGCACGAGUCCGCGCUGUCCGCGCACAGACGGCGCGCGCACGGACCCGUGCACGUCUGUGUGCACUGUGGACGACACUACUCUACUGCACGGGGACUUAACGCGCAUAAAAAUGCUGCGCAUAAGCAGGAUAAUGACAAGGAAAUUAGCAAGGAACAUCCAUGUAAACAGUGUGACAUCAAUUUCGCUUCAGAGGGCGCUAGACGAGUACACCUACUUACUUCUAGUCAACAUAAGAAGAAACCUAGCCUAUGUGAUCCAACAAUGGACCCAAUCCUGCGCAACUGUUGCAAUAAGUGUGGCGUGGAAUGUACUUCGUUUAAGGAUCUCCUGGUACAUAUGAGGGCGGAGCACCCUCAUCCGCGACGCACUGAUCAGUCCUGGAAAGGAGACAAUCCAUAUCCGUUGGAUUGUGAGUUGUGCGGUGAAAAAAUAUGUUCUCGCAAGAAGCACUGGUUCCACGUCCGCAGACGGCAUCCCAAGCACGUGGACUCCUACCAUCCCAUCAUCACUGUCAUUUGUGACACAUGCGGGAAGGGGUUUCAGAAUUCCACAAAGCUACGUAUCCACCAGCUUCGUCACAGCACUCCCAAGGUGCGAUGUGCGCAAUGCCCUCGUCUGUUCUACGACAAAUACGCCCUCAAUAGACAUGCGCAAACGCACAGCGAAGAGAAACCACACCAGUGCCGCAUUUGUGGGAGAGCAUUCAAGCUGCUUAGUAACUUGGAAAGACAUGCUAGAGUUCAUACCGACGUCGCUCCUUACGAAUGUACGAUUUGCAACAAAAAGUUUAAAUACUCGUCAAGCGUGAGCCUUCACGUGCGAACCGUACACUACAAAUUACCUCAUCCAACUAGGAAGAAAAGGAAUAGGUCUGUAAAGGACAAUGGUGAUUCUUAAAAUAAAAAUGUGUCUACAAAAUUAAACAUUUGUUUUAAUUGUA
Messenger RNA from Spodoptera frugiperda (fall armyworm), 2375 nucleotides. Its product is annotated as zinc finger protein 471. The record is from RefSeq and is a predicted model, not a curated record. Gene Ontology annotation, biological process: regulation of transcription by RNA polymerase II. The coding region runs from base 122 to 2332 and encodes 736 amino acids. Gene Ontology annotation, cellular component: nucleus. Gene Ontology annotation, molecular function: zinc ion binding; RNA polymerase II cis-regulatory region sequence-specific DNA binding; DNA-binding transcription factor activity, RNA polymerase II-specific. NCBI's taxonomy places the organism in Eukaryota, Metazoa, Arthropoda, Insecta, Lepidoptera, Noctuidae. The transcript has 14 exons.